This is a messenger RNA of Suillus clintonianus, 477 nucleotides long. RefSeq lists its product as uncharacterized. Gene Ontology annotation, biological process: response to nutrient; branched-chain amino acid catabolic process. Gene Ontology annotation, molecular function: catalytic activity. The transcript is spliced from 4 exons. Lineage: Eukaryota; Fungi; Basidiomycota; Agaricomycetes; Boletales; Suillaceae. The coding region runs from base 1 to 477 and encodes 158 amino acids. The record is from RefSeq and is a predicted model, not a curated record.
AUGAGUCCUAUCACGGGUUUACCGUCCUUGUCGAAGAUGCCACCACCACCAACAAAUCCUCCGUCGCGACUUCCUCACCCGACGUCUUCUAAUGCGCCACCGACAUCCGUACUCCCAGCUCCACCGUCGAAGAUUGCACCACCGCCACAAAUUAUUGUGCCCACUCCUCGGACACCAUACCUGUCGCAAGCGAGCCCUUCGACCAUGGAACCCAAGUCGCUCGAACAAGUCCCAAUAGAUGAUUUCACCCUCCCCCUCUCCCGCGCCGAAAUCCUCAUCCCAGGAUCCGACCUAACACUCCUAACAUGGGGUACCCUCGUCUACCACUGUGAAUCUGCCCUCCGUCUCCUCAACUCUCCACCACCCUCACUCGCACCCCUCGUCCCUCCAUCCCUUCGCACCGCCAAAGUCGAACUCAUCGACCUCCGAACGAUAUUGCCGUGGGACGUAGAAACAAUCGUAGAGAGCGCGCUGUAG